Molecule: messenger RNA, 3638 nt
Organism: Rhipicephalus sanguineus (brown dog tick)
Lineage: Eukaryota; Metazoa; Arthropoda; Arachnida; Ixodida; Ixodidae
Product: zinc finger protein 623
Exons: 2
Coding region: 3126-3614 (162 amino acids)
Source: RefSeq, a predicted model, not a curated record
CAAAUUUUUCCCCAACUUUUGUACUGAUGGCUUAUUCAUUAGGUAAGCCGAUUAAAAGUUUGUAAUUAAACUUAUUAACCACAUACAUACUCAUGUGGAAUGAGAGAAAUACUCAUGACUAGCAUGUACAGUGGGUGAUUAACACGCAAUGGUCACUGUUCACAUAAAGCUCUUCAUCAUUUUUUAAAAUUCUCGGCAACAUCUAGUUGCAACAGCUCCUAUGCGCCCAUUGAAGAUUAGCACACCUUCUGCGGUAACAUACAAGUAACAUGUGUUUCAUCUACCUGCAGGUUUUGCAAAAAGCAGCAGCUUAUAAAGCAUCUGCGUAACCACGGCAACCAUGCCAGCUUUGAGUGUGAUCAGUGCGGGAACAGCUAUGCCGACAAUGUGUCACUCAAGAGGCACCGAAAGUAUCAUCGGGACGAUCUCAAGCGCCACAAGUGCCAUCACUGCUCGAAGGCCUUCUAUCGACAGUCUGACUUGAACAACCACUUGAGAACUCACACGGGAGAGCGGCCAUUUGUGUGCGACUUCUGUGGGAAGGCGUUCGUGCAGCGCGUUCAUUUGCGAAACCACAGCCACAUAUGCAGUAAACAACCAUCCUUGUAGACUGCAGGACCGCACCGUGGACAUUCCGUUUCCUGCUUAGUGGUCGACAUUUAGGGAACUAACACUAGUGCAUAGUGUGGUCAUCAAUGUCUCGCUCUGGGCAUCUCGCAGCGCAAUUUUUGUGAAGCUUCGGUGCUUGCUGUUGAAUUACCACUUUAUAUGUUGCAAAAACAUGACAAGAGAAACCGUGUAAUGAUGAUUGUCACAGUCGACGCAUAUAUAGUAUUCUUGUCAAUGAAAUGUGUUUUAAUGUACUACUCUGCACCCACAUGCACUCGAAGGGCAAGUUGACAACACCCCAUCAGUUUUGUGAAAACAUGCCAACCAUAUUUUUAAACCAUCAGCGUUGUGGAAAACAUGGGUGAUUGCACAUGGGAUGUUCAUGAAGGUGUUCUAUUCCGCCUGAUGAGGCAUAUGCCUGUGGCCAGGGCCGUACCCAGGAAUUUUUUUCGGGGCGUAUUUUUGCGUAGAACAGCCAACUUUGGCAACUGGUGGUCGCUGUGAAGGUGUGUAAAUAUUUAACUAUCACCGGAAAAAAGAAUGAAGAAAUUUCGGGGGGUGUCAGAACCCCCUCAACCCCCCCUUAGUUACGGCCCUGCCUAUGGCAUAGUCUUUAGAUAUCACAAAUGUUUAUCAUAAGGCUUUUGGAGGGAGCCCUUAGAUAAAGCACAAAAGGGUUGCCUUUUUUUUAUGGCAUUGUACUAGCUCUGUACUACCUGCUUGUUUUUGACAAUUUUUUUUUGGUCAACAAAUAUCUGUAGGCUGGCCCAUAUGCUUGUGCGCUUUCAUUUCCACUUGUAACACACUUUUAUGUCACAACAUAUAGCUUUAUAGCUGCACCAGAAAGUCAAGAAACUCUGGUGAAGUUGUAGUCUGGGGCUUAUGCAAAUUUAGUUUUGCACGCUUGUAUUGCUGUGAUGCCACGCUGUGCUUAACAGUUUGACAGUGUAAACAGUUGUGGCCAGGGGUGUAGCCAGAAAUAUUUUUUGAAGCGGCGGUAGGGGGGUCCAACUCCCCUUUAUGUAUGUUCGUGCACGUUUUGUAUGUGUGAACGUAUAUAUACACAUACAAAGUGUAAAAAUUUCGGGGGGAAUUUGAACCCCCUCCCCCCCUCCAAACCACCCCUCUGGCUACGCCACAAGUUGUGUUGUGGCUGAGCCUGCUAGAAAAAUUAAUCUCCGGGGCCCUGCUUCAUGCUUUUAAUUUUGCACAAUCAUUCCUUGGUGUUGCCGUGUGUGGUCAUGUUCACGUGCUGUAUGUUUUAUUUUAGUUUUAUCCCCUUUGGUGAGGGAUUUAGUGAGAACUGCUGUUUGAUAAGAUAACCGAAUGGAUGAGAACAGAAUAUCUUAAGAUGAAAGUUGCUUAAGACCUCUCUUGUAUAGUUUCUUGUCCCUAUAAGAAAUGGUCAUGGCUGAUGCUUCUCUAUUUUUCAAUCCCCUGGCACUCAUUACCUCUUGUUAUUGAACACUUGCCCAUUUGUACAACUAUGUAAAUUUUUUGUUUGUAAUUUUUGAAAAUUACCUUUAAUGACAUGAGUGAACUUUCCCUAAAUUCAUGAUUUGUGUGCAAAGUGAUAAAAGUAGGUUGGGCAAGAACUUUUUGACGCCUCAGCGGCAUUAAAUAAUGUUAUAUACUUACUAGGGCACACUUCGUGUGUUUUUGAACACUUCUGUAUAUAUGAUCAGUCCAUUGUAUGUACAGAGCAGACUAGAAUGAUAUGCAAGAAGGCUUAAUAAACUAUGUUCACGUUUCAUCAUUGUGCAUGCCACUUUCUAAGCAUUCUCCUUUGUGUUUGACAUCUGUGCAAAUCAUCCAGGCUUACAAAUGUAUCUUGAAUGGGUCUUUCUUGGCUUAAUUUUCAAAAGGCAUUCUUGUCUUUGAGCUUGAUAUUUUGCUGCUUGAUUCAUUGAGUGAGUUGUAUAAUGCAUAGAAUUCAGUGCAGGAGCCUGGGCUUCAGAGCCUAAGUGCAGAACCAAGGCCAGCUACUGAUUUCAACUCCCAGCAACUUGCUGCAGAUCUUUUAUGGAAUGAUGUGCUGCACUCUUGCUCACGUUGUGCAGACCUUGUCGCUAAUGCUUCUCUAUUCCUUUUUAAUUCCCUCUGUUUAACAAGUGAUGCAGAAUACUGAGAUCUCUCUUGUGUUUAUGUUUACAUGCUGUAGUUUUGUCCAUAAUGGCUGCCUAUGAACUAGCUCAACCUUUUGCCAUUCUGAGUUGAAAUCUCCUUUCUUGACACUUUCAGGAUGUGCCGAUCCAGGGUUCAUUCACGCCAAGAAGGAGCUUCCAGAUUCCUGUAGUGAUGAGUCUGAAGCAGUGUCCACGGAUGAUGCCUUGCAGGUGACAGGUAGUCAGGAAGACAAUGAACGCAUCGGCGAAGGCGGUGUUCAGUACGAAUGCGAACUCUGCAAAGAAGCCUUCGACACGCACGAUGUCUUUCUCCAGCACUCCGUUGUGCACAGGAAGGAGUGGCCAUUUUGGUGUAGCCUCUGCGGUGCCAAUUUUCCGCGUCGUUUAGAGAUGGUGGAGCACGAGAAGACACAUCCGGACAAGCAUCAGCGACGCUGCCUGGUCUGCAGCAAGGUCUUCGGCCAUCGCACUCUGCUGCGAGAUCAUAUGCGGAAUCACAACACCAGAUACACCAACUUGAACUGCAACCUGUGUCCCAUGGAGUUCAGCACAAAGCUGCAGCUUUCAAGGCAUCUCGGCAGCCACAAGAGAAGCGUGCGCCUGCUGUGCCAACAUUGCGGCGCUGCCUUCGUCCAGAAGGCGUCGCUCAUUGAACACUGCAAAAUUCACAUCUCCAAUGCUGUCGAGAACCACAAGUGUCCUCACUGCCCUGAUACCUUCACGCUCCAGUGCGACCUGACCGAGCACCUGAAGACUCACACAGCAGAGCGGCCUUUCGUCUGUGACCUCUGCGGAAAGGGAUUCGUGCAGCACUUUCAGUUGGUCACCCACAGCCGGAAAUGCACAGAGCGGUCAUACAUUCCACCAUCGCUACCGUAGGUGUGUGCCUUGAAACACACUUCC